Messenger RNA from Linnemannia hyalina, 858 nucleotides. The record is from the annotation of a GenBank genome assembly. NCBI's taxonomy places the organism in Eukaryota, Fungi, Mortierellomycota, Mortierellomycetes, Mortierellales, Mortierellaceae.
AUGUCACGACCAGAGCACCAAGCACCCCCAGAAAUCGUCUAUGGAGGCGACGAGGCAGCCAAGUACACCGGAAACUCUCGCAUUGCCGCUAUUCAGGCAGAGAUGGCCGGACGUGCUGUAGAGUUGCUCCACUUGCCCGAGGGAUACCCAGGAUUCAUUCUCGAUGUCGGCUGUGGAUCAGGACUCAGUGGUGAAGUCUUGGAGGAGGAGGGCCACGUCUGGGUCGGAUUUGACAUUGCCCCCGCCAUGUUGGAGGUCGCGUUGGAGCAAGAGGCCUCCGGCGAUCUGUUCCUUCAGGAUGCAGGACAAGGAAUGGCUUUCCGCCCCGGUACAUUCGACGGCUGUAUCUCGAUUUCGGUCCUUCAGUGGCUCUGCAACGCCGACAAGACCUCGCAUCAUCCCAAAGCCCGCUUGAUGCGCUUCUUCUCGACCCUUUAUUCUUCACUCCGACGUGGUGCUCGCGCCAUCUUCCAGUUUUAUCCCGAGAACGAUGACCAGGUCCAGUUGAUCAUGGGAUGUGCUGUCCGCUGUGGUUUUGAGGGUGGUCUUGUGGUCGAUUACCCCAACUCGAAGAAGGCCAAGAAGUUCUAUCUCUGUCUUUUUGCAGGCCAGGAAGUCAAUGGCGUCAAGCAGCAGCUUCCUGCUGGUUUGGGAGAGGACGAGGAAGGCGAGCCAGGCGAGAACGGCGUCCAGUAUACCUCCAAGAAGAGAAACGAUUCUCGCAUUCGCUCCGGCAAGCGCAAGCCUGGCAAGGACAAGAACUGGGUUCUCAAGAAGAAGGAGCAGUUGCGCGCCAAGGGUGACAAGACAGCCAACGACUCUAAAUUCACAGCUCGCAAGCGUCGCCCCAAGUUCUAG